AUGAAUUCAUCUCUCCCUUCGGCUAGGAAAUUACGUAAUCACAAUGGUAAGACACAUAUCAUCAAUAUUCAUAUGCGACCAGAUUUUGAGAGAAUUCUCGAAAAUGAUUGCACUCUGCAAUGUUUUCGAAAUUUUGCCAAUUCUCAACACGUGUUGGAGUCUUUGGAUUGUUUGGUGGAUAUCAAACGCUACAAACAGAUGGUGUUGAAAUUAUAUCCUCAAAUGAAUUUGGAAGCUAUGGGUGGACGACGAUUUUCCACUCUCAGUAAUCAAUCAUCGAAUGGGAGUAGCAGUAAUUAUAUCAAUCAUCAUUCCACACGGCCAUCUUCUCCUCAUUCAACAACAACAACAACAACGGAUGGAAUGACCUCUCCUUCCUCCUUCAGAAAUGUUAUAACAUCCACUCCUAAUGGCUCCCAGGUUGAGAAUAACAUAAACUCUCCGCCGACUUCACCUUCUUCACAAUCCUCUGUGAUUGAUUCUUGCUUUACUCCUUCGUGUGCCUCACCUAAAAGUGUCUCCAAAUAUGGAUCUUUCAAAAAGUCGUUCUUUUCUUCUUUUUUCUCCAUUAGUAAGGACUAUCAUCACAGUAGUGAGAGAGAAUUAGAAACCAUGAUGGAUUCUCCAAAGGAACUGCCUGAGCUUAAUAACAACACUUCCUUCCAACAUUCGAGUACAAACAGCAAUCAUCAUAUUAAUACUAGUGACGACAUGACAAACAACAAACAGGAAUCCUCUAGAUCCGUUUCUAGACGAUCCUCUCUAAGGAAAAAACGACCUCCCAUUCAACUUGAAAAGACAGAUUCCCCUUCAGAGGUUGUAACGAGUGAAUAUUUCGGAAAACCCAAUCAUGAUCUCAGCACAUAUUCAAGGCGAGACAGUAUGGCAGGUGCUGCUUUGGAAACGAACCACUCUGAAGAUCCAAAACCCUUCUCACUCUUUGACGACGCAACUUCCAUCACGAGUUAUGAAACGAGUACUUCCAUGUCAGUUCGUUCUCCCUUGUCCUUUUUUCGUAUUUCCAACCAGGAUCAUGAAAAGGAACGACAAUUACAGGAAAAACUCUACUACUUUGCCUUGCAAAUGGUGGAGAAUUACAUUAAGGAUGGAGCGCCGUAUGGAAUUAACGUGGAUGGAUCAACGAAACGACACAUUGAAAAUCAUGAGAGUCUAGCCUCCAUGAAUCGCUUCACGUUUGAUAUGGAUUUUAUGAGCAAGUACAAUCUAUUCAAUCGAGUCGAGUUGCAAUUAUUACUCCUCAUUAAAGGAGAUGUAUUGCCUCGAUUUGCCCAAUCGGAACUGUGGCAAGAAUUUGUCUUGAAAAACGGCAAGCUAGCCGAUGCGUGUUGUUAUCCUGAGGAUUUACAACGAGUGGAGCAACUCAAAUACAGAAAGGCUGAUUUCCUACGAGAAUUCAUUACGAAUAAGGAUUUAGAAUUUAGUGAGAUGGCUGCAGGAGAUAUGAGCUGUUUGCAACACAUGCUAGGAUCGGAAGACUUGAGUGUGUUUUUUAGUAAGGGUCAUCAAUUUGUCGACACUAAUGAGGUUGGUGUUGGACCGUUCAAUCUUGCAAAGGUCAUUGGUUUUCUAGAUUUCCCAGCUGAAGUAGUAGUGGCAGCUCAAUGUUCCACAUAUGCCACGAAAAAGUUUCUUCCCACCACGAAAUUUGAUCAGACUCUAGAGGGAGUUGAGAUGCCAUUUCUUCCUCAUGAGUAUGAAGUGGUGGAUUUUUCAGAUGAAUCCAAAAAGCAUAUUUAUCCAAGUUGGCUAACAAAGUUUAACGUUGCAUUUCCAAAACCAUUUGGUAUGAGAACGUGUUAUGCAGCUGGCUAUCUUGAACGAAGACAAGUAUCCAGUUGCUACAAAUAUCUGAAAAAGAAUGGCAAGAUGGGUUCAAAAAAGACGACGAACAGCCUUUUCAUUAGUGUUCAUGUGACAACACCCGUUUCAAAAGACAGAUGCCACAAUAUCCAUUUGGCAGUAAUGAAUGCAGGAGGAUUUCUCAACAUUCUUGCAGCCAUGCUCUACAAACAAACAGUGGGCAAAGUGAGCGCUCAAGGCCAAAGCAACACCAUUCACGAAAUGAACGAAUUAAAGAAAGAUCGGUAUCAAAAUAUCGAAGACGGAUACAACAGAGCCAAACAUUUUCUUUCCCUCACGCUUCAAAGAAUGGGAAAGACAUUGGGAGUGGACUGUCCCUUUCCUCAUUCGUUUGAUCGGCUCCAACGAUAUGCCGAUGUAAGAUAA
Messenger RNA from Naegleria lovaniensis, 2247 nucleotides. RefSeq lists its product as uncharacterized. The transcript is spliced from 2 exons. The coding region runs from base 1 to 2247 and encodes 748 amino acids. The record is from RefSeq and is a predicted model, not a curated record. NCBI's taxonomy places the organism in Eukaryota, Heterolobosea, Eutetramitea, Acrasida, Naegleriidae.